AAACCGAUAGAUUCAAGUCCGGUGGGCUAUUUUUCGUAUUACGGCAAGAAGCUCGAUCCGGAGCCGGGGCGGUGCAGGCGGACCGACGGAAAGAAGUGGCGGUGCUCUAAGGAUGCGCACCCCGACUCCAAGUAUUGCGAGCGGCACAUGCACCGCAGUCGCAACCGUUCAAGAAAGCAUGUGGAAUCCAAAAGCGGCGUCUCCCCGCAGCAGUCUCAGUCACAUUUGUCAUCUUCUUCGACUUCAGCUUCUCACGUGGCUUUAGGGAGCAGCGGAAACUUCGAAAACAUUGCAAUGCAAUCUGCCAUGGCUGCUGCAGGCGCUUCUAAUUCUCAACAUUAUGGAAUGAAUGGCAAAGACUACAG
Messenger RNA from Phalaenopsis equestris, 365 nucleotides. Its product is annotated as growth-regulating factor 5-like. The transcript has a single exon. The annotation marks the transcript as partial. Gene Ontology annotation, cellular component: nucleus. NCBI's taxonomy places the organism in Eukaryota, Viridiplantae, Streptophyta, Magnoliopsida, Asparagales, Orchidaceae. Gene Ontology annotation, biological process: developmental process; DNA-templated transcription. The record is from RefSeq and is a predicted model, not a curated record.